Messenger RNA from Verticillium alfalfae VaMs.102, 1983 nucleotides. RefSeq names its product PX domain-containing protein. The coding region runs from base 1 to 1983 and encodes 660 amino acids. The transcript is spliced from 7 exons. NCBI's taxonomy places the organism in Eukaryota, Fungi, Ascomycota, Sordariomycetes, Glomerellales, Plectosphaerellaceae. Gene Ontology annotation, molecular function: phosphatidylinositol binding. The record is from RefSeq and is a predicted model, not a curated record.
AUGGCUUCGAAAGUCCCUGUACCGCCGACCAACGGCGACGCUGUGGCCCCCGGGACAGGCGCUGGCGCUGAGCUCCCCAACAGCUCUACGACCAGCCUCCAAUCCUAUAAAGCCCCGCCUUCUGGUCAGACUCUGACCGGCAAGCAAGAGCACUACCUCAAGCGCGAACUUAUAUCGGACCAGGUCAAGUACGAAAUCUCGGAACUGAAUUCCCCAACCGCUCUCAAGCGUUUCGGUGCCCCCUUCAAAUCCGAUUAUGGCGAGGUCUCGCCUCUCGAAUCCGAGCUGCCAAUCCUGCGUUACAUAUUCGUCCACCAUGUUCGCGACUUUCCUUUCCUUGACAAGGCGAGGGAAAAGGAGUUCUGGCAGGAUAAGUUGCAAGUGUUCCUCGAGUCUUUCGCCAUGAAGAACAUAUCCUCCUCCGAAGAUCGCCUCGAAGAAACCAAGCGCCGCAAGCUGGCUCUGAAAAGCCAGAAACUCGUUGAGUUGAUGAUGGUUUCAGGAGUCAAGACCUCCUCAGGGUUCGAAGAGCGCAUUCGGUUUUCGGAAAUUGAAGUUGUCGACAGCAACGCCAUUGAUACGGGUGUCAUGCAUACCUUGCCGGAAGGAAACUACAUCAAUGGCUGGGAUGUGAAUGUUGCUGGUGUUCAUAUCACUCAGACAAAGGAAUUCUUGCUGCGUAUCAAGAGGAAGGGGGAGCUUGAGUUCUUCGUUGGCCGCCGCUAUGGUGACUUUAGCAGGUUGUAUAAGAGACUUCGGAUUGAACUGCCAGGCAAGGUUCUUCCUACAUUGCCCAAGAAGAACAAGUCCGACACAACGACGAGUAGUAUCUUCUCAUCCAUGACCAGUGGUAGCAAGGAUGAUGAUGCAUCGUCCUUUUCGUCAGUUUCCACUCAGAUGACGAACCUCAAAGUGGGAGAUGCCAGUGGCCAGAACCUUACGGUCCAUGGCCACCGACGUCCUGGUUCCAUUGCAUCGACCGGACGCGGCUCACCACGCACUUCGACCGACGAUAGGGCCAGGGCUCUGCUCGGCAAAAAGAGUGACACAGUCACAUUGUGGAGAGAAUCACAGCGAGUCUCUUUGCGGGCAUUCAUUCGCUCCUUGCUCGCAAAUCCCCAGAUCGCCCAGACGAAGGCAAUGGAAGAUUUCCUGACCAAGGACCAAAUCACGCCAACCGAUGAAGAUGUGGACGAUAUCAUGCGCCGGAAGGCCCUUGAUGAGCAACGUAUGGAGGAACAGAAGAAAUUCUACGAAAUCGCCAGGAAACGCGCGGCGGAACUUGACAUCUACAUGGAAGAGGACCUGUUCACCAUCUUUUACGAGCCGCUGGUGGUUGAAAAGUGCCAGGAGCAGGACGCGUCGGCUGAUCCCAACCAAACGGUCCAGGGCUUCAUCGACCUCUGUGCACGCCACGAGCACAACUUUUACAAGUUUGUUCAUGAGGUCCAUACGCAUGACAACGGCCUGUUUGACCAGCUCAUGGGCUGGAUCGAGGGCAUUCUGGAAUUCCUCCGAACUGGACCCAAGAACGGAACUCUGAACAUCAAUGCGCUAUUCGAGGGCGGCGUCUCCGCUGGCGUGAUUGACAAGGAGAAGGUCAUUCAAGAGGUCAACGAGCUCAUCGCGUGGCAGGAGGCCAGGAAGAAGUGGCACCACGAUAAGACGCGACAGAAGAUGGCGGCCGAGGGCGGAGGUCAGGGCCAGGCGGACCUCAUCCCCGGAGGCGCCUUCAAAUCUUCUGACUUUGGGCUCGACCAGAUGGAUCUUGAGGACAUGGCGUACGACGACGACACGGAGGACGAAGAGGAUGCGGAACAGGAGGAUCAGCUUGACCCUAUAGCAGCAGAACGCCAGCGUCGGGCGAAGAGGCGGGACAGGCUGCGACGCAGCGCCGGCGAGCCGACGAAGCCGCAUGUGACGGAAGUGCUCAAGCUGAAGGAGAACUUCCUGGUCAUGCUGAGGGAGACGCUGGCCGAGUGA